AUGAGUUUCCACGAAGUCCAGCGGUUACUACUCCUGAUGAAUGUGGAAAUGGAGGAAGAACAUGCCUUUCAGCUUUUCCAGGCAGCAGACACGUCCCAAUCUGACACUCUGGAAGGAGAAGAAUUUAUAGAGUUCUAUAAGGCAUUGACUAAGCGUAUUGAGGUGCAGGAACUGUUUGGAAACUUUUCGGCUGAUGGGCAAAAGCUGACCCUGUUGGAAUUUGUGGAUUUCCUUCAAGAGGAGCAGAAAGAAGGAGAGCAUGCUUCUGACCUUGCUCUGGCACUCAUUGACCGUUAUGAGCCUUCAGAAAGUGGCAAGCUGCGGCAUGUGCUGAGCAUGGAUGGCUUCCUCAGUUACCUCUACUCAAAGGACGGAGACAUCUUCAAUCCAUCCUGCCUCCCCGUCUACCAGGAUAUGACUCAACCCCUGAACCACUACUACAUCAACACCUCUCACAACACCUACCUGGUGGGGGACCAGCUUUAUGGCCAGAGCAGCGUCGAGGGAUAUAUACGGGCCCUGAAGCGAGGGUGCCGCUGUGUGGAGGUGGAUGUCUGGGAUGGACCUAAUGGGGAGCCUGUUGUUUACCAUGGACACACCCUGACCUCCCGCAUCCUGUUCAAAGAAGUCGUGGCCACUUUAAAACAGUAUGCCUUCCAGACAUCAGACUAUCCAGUCAUCUUGUCCCUGGAGAACCACUGCACCUGGGAACAGCAGGGGAUCAUAGCACAGCAUCUGACCGAGAUCCUGGGGGAACAGCUGCUGAGCACCACCUUGGAUGGGCACCUGCCCAGUCAGCUGCCCUCACCUGAGGAGCUUCGGAAGAAGAUUCUGGUGAAGGGGAAGAAGUUACAAACGCUUGAGGAGGAUCUUGAAGAAGAGGAAGAGGCAGAGUCUGAAGUAGAAGGGGAGGAGGAGCCUGAGCUGGAAUCCCAGUUUGAGUCUGAGAUCCAGGAGCUGAGCCCUCGCAGCAAAGACAAAAAUGAGAAGAAAUCCAAGGCCAUCUUGUGUCCAUCCCUCUCUGCCCUGGUUGUCUAUACAAAGACUGUUUCAUUCUACAACUUCGCUCAUUCGAGGGAGCACUACCGCUUUUAUGAGUUAUCCUCUUUCUCUGAAACAAAGGCCAAGAACCUCAUCAAGGAGACUGGCAACGAGUUUGUGCUGCAUAACGCCUGGCAGUUGAGCCGUGUGUAUCCCAGUGGUCUGAGGACAGAUUCAUCCAACUACAACCCCCAGGAAUUCUGGAAUGCAGGCUGCCAGAUGGUGGCUAUGAAUGUGCAGACUGCGGGGCUUGAGAUGGACAUCUAUGAUGGGCUUUUCCGCCAGAAUGGUGGCUGUGGCUACGUGCUGAAGCCAGACUUCCUACGUGAUUCCCAAAGUUCCUUCCAACCGGAGAGGCCCAUCAGCCCGUUCAAAGCCUGCACCCUCCUCAUCCAGGUGAUCAGUGGUCAACAACUCCCCAAAGUGGACAGCACCAAAGAGGCAGCCAUUGUGGAUCCACUGGUGAGAGUGGAGAUCUUUGGUGUUCGCCCAGACACAGCCCGGCUGGAGACCAGCUACGUGGAAAAUAAUGGCUUUAAUCCGUACUGGGGGCAGACACUGUGCUUCCAGUUGCUGGUGCCUGAGCUGGCCAUGCUGCGUUUUUUGGUGCUGGAUUACAACUGGAGAUCCCGAAAUGACUUCAUCGGCCAGUACACCUUGCCUUGGUCCUGCAUGCAACAAGGUUACCGGCACAUCCACCUGCUCUCCAAGGAUGGCACCAGCCUCCACCCAGCCUCCCUCUUCGUGCACAUCUGCACGCAGGAAGGGCUGAGGGAGGAGGCCGGAUCUUAA
Pipistrellus nathusii (Nathusius's pipistrelle) is the source of this 1833-nucleotide messenger RNA. The record is from the annotation of a GenBank genome assembly. NCBI's taxonomy places the organism in Eukaryota, Metazoa, Chordata, Mammalia, Chiroptera, Vespertilionidae.